AUGUCUCAAGACCCAGCUAGGAAAUAUGCAAGGGCUGAUCCGGAUACCAGAUAUAAACUUACAUGCAACUUUUGCGACAAAGUGAUUGCAUCGGGAAUUCGAAGGCUCAAAGAACAUUUCGUUGGCGGAUUUAAAAACGUCACGAAAUGUACUAAAUGCCCACCACAUGUGAGAGAGGAGAUGAUCAACUAUAUGAAGAAAAAAGAGGAUGCUAAAAUACUGCAAGUUUUUACAGUGGCAGCAUCACAAAGCAGGCAAGAGUUUGAAGAUUUGGGUUACGGGGAAGACGAAGAAGACAACAUUAUUGGCAGUAGCUCGACCAAACAGAAAAGGCCUCGGGUCAACCCUGAUCGAGCAAAGGCCGUCCAAGCACAGAAGUUGAGCAAGGAAAAGCAACAGACAUUAAAUGAUGCAUACAAAAAAGAUUUGCGUGAAUUGGUUUGCAUCAACUGGGCUAAAUGGUUUUAUGAUGCGGGUAUACCAUUUAAUGCUGCACAGUUUGAUAGUUUCAAGAUUGCGAUCGAAUCUACUGGGCAAUUUGGUCCGGGCAUGAAGCCUCCAAGCUAUCAUGAGUUAAGAGUUCCUUUGCUUAACAAAGAAGUCAAUGCUAUGAAGGAUAUUCUAAAAAACCAUAGAGAAGAGUGGGCGAGAUUCAGUUUGGUUUUUAUCAAGUCUGCUGAUGUGUUUGAUAUAGUGAAGGACGCAAAUGCAUUGGUGCCAAUGUUUGAGGUGAUUGUUGAUUACACCGGAGAGCAACAUGUGAUUCAGAUUGUGACAGAUAAUGCCUCAAAUUAUAAGAAAGUUGGGCUGAUGCUGCAAGUUAAGAAGCCCAAUUUGUUUUGGACUCCUUGUGCUGCUCACUGCAUCGAUUUGAUGCUUGAGGAUGUUGGUAAAAUACCAAUGGUCAAGGAAGCUAUCAAAAAAUCAAUAUCUUUGACUGGUUUUAUUUACAGUAAAACCGGUGUGCUGAAUAUGAUGAGAAAGUAUACAAGCCAGAGGGAAUUGCUUAGGCCGGCCACCACUAGAUUUGCCACUUCCUUCAUCACCCUGAGGUCCAUCCAUAACGAACGACAAAACCUCAUAAAGAUGUUUACUAGUGAUGAAUGGAGAAAUAGCCAAUGGUAUAAAGAAAUACCCAGCAAAAAUGCAACAACUACUGUCCUCAAUGACAAUUACUGGAGGCAUGUUGUCUAA
Molecule: messenger RNA, 1194 nt
Organism: Salvia splendens (bonfire salvia)
Lineage: Eukaryota; Viridiplantae; Streptophyta; Magnoliopsida; Lamiales; Lamiaceae
Exons: 2
Coding region: 1-1194 (397 amino acids)
Source: RefSeq, a predicted model, not a curated record